Penicillium malachiteum is the source of this 972-nucleotide messenger RNA. Its product is annotated as thiamine diphosphokinase. The transcript is spliced from 3 exons. Gene Ontology annotation, biological process: thiamine metabolic process; thiamine diphosphate biosynthetic process. Bases 1 to 972 code for a protein of 323 amino acids. Gene Ontology annotation, molecular function: thiamine binding; thiamine diphosphokinase activity; ATP binding. NCBI's taxonomy places the organism in Eukaryota, Fungi, Ascomycota, Eurotiomycetes, Eurotiales, Aspergillaceae. The record is from RefSeq and is a predicted model, not a curated record.
AUGGAGUGGAAUCCGAGUCUUUUCUUUCGUCCCGAGGGAAGUCCUUCACCAUAUGCGCUGUUGAUCUUGAACCAGCCAAUCAAUGAGAAGGCAUUUGAGGUUCUAAAUGAAUAUGCUUCUUAUAUCAUAUGCGCUGAUGGUGGGGCCAAUCGGCUAUACGAUUUGACGAAGAGUCAAGGGAAAGAGUCAAUAAUACUUCCUAAUACCAUCGUUGGGGACUUGGACUCGUUAAAUCUAAAAAUUAGACAGCAUUAUGAGGACCUCGGAGUAACCAUCUUGGAAGAUCCAGAUCAAUACUCAACCGAUUUCACGAAAUGCUUGAAACACCUCAAUACGCAUUCAUCAGAGAUCAUUGCCUCGCCUCGGAAACAGCGGAAAGAUUCCACCUCUGGAUCAAAAUGGGCACCAGACUCAGUACUUGAGAUUGUCAUUCUUGGGGGUCUCGGUGGUCGUGUGGAUCAAGCCUUUUCUCAGAUUCAUCAUUUAUACAUGAUGACUCGGGCCCAACGAGAACUUCGUGAAACACCACAAUAUCAAGAUCAAGAUCAACAGGGAUACAAGAAGCCAUCUGCUGCAGGUGGAAACCUCUAUCUCGUCUCCGAGGAAAGUAUUACGUUUGUUUUACAGCAAGGGAAGAAUAUUAUUUAUACACCAGGCACAAGAAGGCCUGAUAUUGCUCAAGCUGCAUUGGACACUGGUUCUCAGCCCGAGAACUCUUCUGAAGCGACGCUUAAACGUAAGCGGGACGUGGAAGGAACAGAGUAUUUCUUCGAGGAGAAUAUCGGUAUUAUUCCCUUGUCUGCUCCAGCGUCUAUUACAACGCAAGGCUUUGAGUGGGAUGUUCAAGACUGGCAUACAGAGAUUGGGGGUCAACUGUCUACGAGUAAUCAUAUUCGGGCAGAAAAGGUCGAGAUAGAGACUUCGGUAUCAGUACUAUUCACGGUGGAGUUGGCGCAAAGACUAAAGCGAUGA